AAAAACGAGCAAACAGCAUCGAAUUUUCUCCCAGGCGCAACGACUCUUAAUAAAUUCAGUACACAAGUAAUUUCCUCGUGAGCAUAAAGUAUUUUAAUAGCACACUAAUGUGGUCCAAAUUACUACUCCAUAACACAGUUGAACUUGUCACUAGACCCAUCAUUUUUAUUACACGGCUAGCACGAGCGCGGAGACCACGAGGAAGAAAAGCUUAAUCCGGUUUAGUACUUAGCAAAGUUUAGCAAGUGAUGUGAUUAACAGGAGUUGAGUGGCUCGGUGACUAGAUGCGAAAAUCGAAAAUAAGCGAUCUGGGAGUAGAUGAACUUGAGAUAAUGACUGAUAAUGGACAUUUGACCAAUGAAAAACAGUAUUAUGCGAAGGUAACGUACUGCGGGAUAUGAUAUUUACAAUCGCGGCUAAAGAAUAUUAUUGUACUUGUGACUUUCUUCGAGUGACACCUGUAAUUAUUCGGAUUUUGUUGGAAGCGAAUCGCUGCGGGACAACAUGGGACUUGAUUUCAUCGAGGGCCAGGGCGAGGAUUUCGAAAGGGCGCUCGAAAAUACAGGUUUCGGAAAAUUUCAUUUCGCCUUGUUGACAGUAUGCGGUCUAAUUUAUUUGAACACCGCCGUCGGAAUAACGAUCAUCUCGUUCGUCCUCCCGUCGGCGACAUGCGACUUCGAGAUGUCUUCAGCGGACAAAGGCUGGCUGACGGCCGCCCCCAUGCUUGGUAUGGUGAUUGGCUCGUAUUUUUGGGGAUGCCUGGCUGAUACAAAGGGACGUAAAACAGUAUUAAUCGGUGCCUUACUUAUGGAUGGGUGUUGUGGACUUCUCUCCAGCAUCUCUCAAGUGUACUGGUUGUUCAUGUUGUUUAGAUUCCUCAACGGAUUCGCUAUAACAGGUGCUAUGGGUAUUUGCUUCCCCUACUUGGGCGAAUUCCAACCGGGGAAGUACCGAGAGACGAUUCUCUGUUGGAUGGAACUCUUCUGGACUCUUGGGGUUAUAGUACUCCCCGGAAUCGCCUGGAUUAUAAUUCCUAUGGAAUUCGUAUACGAAGCAGACAAUUUCAAGUUUGCUAGUUGGAAUUUGUUCGUAGCGACAUGCUCCAUCCCCAGCCUCCUAAUCGGAUUUUGGUUAUUCUUCUUUCCCGAAAGUCCGAAGUUCUUACUGGAGUGUGGAGAGGCCGAGGAAGCUCUAGAAGUCUUAAAAGAUAUGUACGCGACUAACACUGGAGACAGCGCUGCGAACUUUCCCGUUAUUAGUUUAAGAGAAAAAGUACGCACAAUGAGUGUCGUGUCUCAACAAUCCACUCGCAGUAUUCGUAGUUUAAGGAUAAGAAAACCGAAGGAGCUGAAACUAUUGAUGCAGGAAAUCUGGGAGCAAACCAAAGCCUUGUGCAAGCCCCCACACCUCCGGUACACGGUGAUAACCUGUCUAAUCCAGUUCGGACUCACCACCAGCUACUACACCCUCAUGAUCUGGUUCCCGGAGCUUUUCUACCGGUUCGAGGAGUUCGAGUCCGUUCAUCCCGGGGAAAAGGCCACCGUCUGCGAAGUCUCUUCGGUUGUCGUUCCACUCAAUGCCACCAUUCCUUCACAUGAAGAAUUCUGUGGUGAACCUUUAGCAGAUUCCGUUUUUCUUCACACUUUGAUCAUCGGUCUUGCGUGUAUUCCGACGAGUUUCUGGUUGCCGUUGUGUGUGCACAGGUUGGGUGCUAAGUUCUUCUUGGUUUUCAGUUUGCUGGUGGCCGGUGCCGUCACUUUUGGGCUGUAUUUUGUCAAUUCGACGACGUCGAAUUUGGUUUUGUCGUGUAUUUUUGAGGCUUUGACCAGUCUGGGGAUCAGUACGGUGUACUGUGUGAUGGUUGACUUAUUCCCGACGAACUUACGGGUGAUGGCGGCUGCCCUUUCUUUGACCUUCGGUAGGGGCGGCGCCCUUAUAGGUAACUUGCUGUUUGGCUUCCUCAUCGACUUGAAUUGCGUCAUCCCGAUUGUAUUAUUCGCCGCCAUGUUGCUAGGAAGUGGAUUGUUGUGUCUCCUGCUGCCAAACACGGGACAAGGAGCUCUGGAUUAAACCACCACAACUAGAUUUUUUAUUAUACUAUGUGAUAAUUGUACUUUAUUGACAACAAAAUACCUGAAUCGCAUUCGAUUUUUUAGGUUAAUGUUUGUUAAUUCUGUUGACUUGUAAAAUGAUAAUUAUUUGUACUCGAUUAUUUUUGUUAGGAUGUUAUACGUUUAUUUAUAGUUAAGUUAUUUAGGUGUAAGAUAUUUAUUUAUAUUUAUUUUUUAGAAAUACAGCACUUUUCGAAUAUGUGAUUGUUUUUGAAGAAGUGAAAAAGUGCCAUUAUAUAUAUUUUUUAAAUAAUUAUUGUUUUACAUUAGUGGGUGCAUGUGGAUGUUGUGGACAAAAACAAGAACUCAGUUGGACACGACGUAACCAACUGUUGUUGUUUUUAUCUACAAACCGAGGAAAGAACGCAUUUUUACGCUCAAAUUGUGAAACCAGUAAGAUAGGGAACAGUGAGUCCACCUGGUGGCAUUUUUAUAAAGUUGAGGUGCGGUACAGAGUACAAUGUUGAUAGAAGUUACAGUUCUAAGUUUUGUUCUGAGAUUGUGUUUAGAUAGAUUUUCGUGUUAUCGCCAACGCAGAAUUUGUGUUUUGUAGACAAGCCUGUAUGGGAAUGUAUCACACAAGAAACACCAUUAAAUUUUUAUUUAGUAA
Zophobas morio is the source of this 2721-nucleotide messenger RNA. RefSeq names its product synaptic vesicle glycoprotein 2B-like. Gene Ontology annotation, cellular component: membrane. Gene Ontology annotation, molecular function: transmembrane transporter activity. NCBI's taxonomy places the organism in Eukaryota, Metazoa, Arthropoda, Insecta, Coleoptera, Tenebrionidae. The coding region runs from base 505 to 2070 and encodes 521 amino acids. The transcript has 10 exons. The record is from RefSeq and is a predicted model, not a curated record. Gene Ontology annotation, biological process: transmembrane transport.